GUGUGCACUUUAUCACUGGAAUACAUCACAGUCGCUAAUAAACGCAUUAUCUUGCCCCAUUACCAACGUAUAAAUACUGUGGAUCGAGGUGAAAUUAGGCAUACAUAGGGCAUCAUUUACGAAAGCAGUUUAGAAGUGCUCCCAUGGCAUCCUUUCAAUUACGGACGUGCCUUCUAUGUUGCCUACUUUUCAUAACGAUCCUCCAGCCGGUAGCGAGCCUACGGUCGUACAAAACGAUCCCGAUCGUCAAGAACGUGAUCACACAGUCUAACCCAAAGUACCUAAACGCAACUACCGUGGCGCACAACACACCAACCGAGCACAAGGUGGAUCUUAUCCUAGACGUUAAGAGACCUAUGUCCAAUUUGCACAUGACCUUUGUGGCUUGGAUCAAUGUCAUCUCCGGCGCACUGCAGGCCCCACUGCACAAUCAAACCUUCGAUUUCUGCGAGUUUCUCAAGAACCCAAGUAUGCACCGCUUCGGUCAAAUCAUACACCGCGAGGUGAAGCGGAAUGGAAACAUGCCCCGCAACUGCCCGAUCACUGCCGAUGUGUACGCGUUUUACGGCAUACCGAUGGCUACGGUAUGGCUGCCAAACUUCUUGCCUGAAACGGAUUUCAUAAUGCAAAUUUUCCUUCGUACAACGACCGAGUUGAUCUACGAUGCCCGUUGGUACGGGACGAUCAAGCGAAUAAAAUGUUCCAGAGCUGGUCGAUGCUAGGAUAUGUUGCAAUUGGUUGUUCGUUGUCAUGCUAAUGAUGUUACCGGCAUGAAACGUUUGAUGCUAACAUAUAACGCUGUGUACCUCCACUAAGAUUUGCUCACCGAUUGUGCACGAUAAGCACAGGGACAAGGAAACUGUCUCCAACAGACACGCUAAUAUCAGCACACUUCACGGAGAAUAUGUAAGUUUUCUAACACAUUCUAACACUAAGCUUUAAGUGUUCUAUUCUCAAACUUCUCGCUAAUAGGCACCUACAGCAUAAAAUAUAAUAGUCGCUUCUUUACGUCAUUGGAAAAUUUGCAAAUAAAAUGCAACGCUUUUACAUCUUGUAAAAGAUUCCAUACUUUGAGUACAUAUAUGUUUAUACUUCACCUACAAUUCCAGAGAGUCAAGUGUACUGAAAACGAUCUCUUAGCGAGAUCCCUCAUUAAAAGCAGAAUCAAUGGUCUGUGAU
Molecule: messenger RNA, 1179 nt
Organism: Anopheles coluzzii
Lineage: Eukaryota; Metazoa; Arthropoda; Insecta; Diptera; Culicidae
Exons: 2
Coding region: 144-722 (192 amino acids)
Source: RefSeq, a predicted model, not a curated record